GCUCCGCGCCACCAUGUCGGGCAGCAGCGGCGGCGGCAACAGCAGUGGCAGCAGCGCGGUGAAGAAGAGGAGCCCGGCGGGCUCGGCCUCCUCGCUGGCGCAGGAGGAGGACAAGCAGGCGAUGGAGAAGAUGCUGGAGGCGGCGGGCGGUGGGGCGCAGGAGAACGGCUGCGCCCGCUCGCCCUCGCCCUGCGGCUCCGCCGAGGGCGAGGGGGUGACCCUGCAGCGCUCCAUCACGCUGCUCAACGGCGUGGCCAUCAUCGUAGGCACCAUCAUCGGCUCCGGCAUCUUCGUCACCCCCACCGGCGUGCUGCGGGAGGCCGGCUCGCCGGGGCUGUCGCUGGUGGUGUGGGCCGUGUGCGGGGCCUUCUCCAUCGUGGGUGCUCUCUGCUACGCUGAGCUGGGUACCACCAUCACCAAGUCCGGCGGGGACUACGCCUACAUGCUGGAGGUGUACGGCUCCCUGCCCGCCUUCCUCAAGCUCUGGAUAGAGCUGCUCAUCAUCCGGCCCUCCUCGCAGUACAUCGUGGCUCUGGUCUUCGCCACCUACCUGCUCAAGCCCAUCUUCCCCACCUGCCCGGUGCCCAACGAGGCUGCCAAGCUGGUGGCCUGUCUCUGCGUCCUGCUCCUCACAGCAGUGAACUGUUACAGCGUGAAAGCUGCUACUCGUGUUCAGGAUGCCUUUGCUGCAGCAAAACUGCUGGCGCUGGCUCUGAUCAUCAUUCUUGGCUUCGUGCAGCUUGCAAAGGGGGAUGUGACAAACCUGACUCCUGAGCACUCCUUCAAAGGCACAAAAGCAGACGUGGGGAACAUCGUGUUAGCUUUGUACAGUGGUCUCUUUGCCUAUGGAGGAUGGAAUUACUUGAAUUUUGUUACAGAAGAGAUGAUAAAUCCCUACAGAAACCUGCCCCUGGCUAUCAUCAUCUCGCUACCUGUAGUCACUUUGGUUUAUGUGCUGACAAACUUGGCUUAUUUCACGACCCUUUCGACGGACCAGAUGCUGACGUCCGAAGCCGUGGCUGUGGAUUUUGGGAACUAUCACCUUGGCGUCAUGUCCUGGAUCAUACCUGUCUUUGUUGGCUUAUCGUGCUUUGGAUCCGUUAAUGGAUCUCUCUUCACUUCCUCCCGGCUGUUCUUCGUGGGAUCCCGAGAAGGACACUUGCCUUCAAUCCUGUCUAUGAUUCACCCCAGGCUUCUCACUCCCGUGCCGUCCCUCAUCUUUACGUGCGUCAUGACCCUGCUCUAUGCCUUCUCCAACAACAUUUUCUCAGUCAUCAACUUCUUCAGCUUCUUCAACUGGCUGUGCGUGGCUCUGGCCAUCAUCGGCAUGAUGUGGCUGCGUUACAAGAAGCCAGAGCUGGAAAGGCCCAUCAGGGUGAACAUCUGCCUGCCCAUUUUCUUCAUCCUGGCCUGCUUGUUUCUCAUUGCUGUUUCCUUCUGGAUGACACCGAAGGAAUGUGCGAUUGGCUUUGCAAUCAUCUUCAGUGGGAUCCCUGUUUACUUCUUCGGAGUCUGGUGGCAAAACAAGCCCAAGUGGGUUCUCCAAGGCAUCUUCUCUGCAACAGUCCUGUGCCAGAAACUGAUGGAGGUGGUUCCGCAAGAAUCAUAAGCAGGAAAAGCAGAGACAUUCAGCUUGAGGAAACGCACAAUAUUAUUUUAAGACGACACAAGGAGAAGACGCUUCUGAUCCCUCGUAAAUGAAACCUAGGCACUGGAGCAUCCCGUCGGAGCUGCUUCAUGUCUGACACCAUGCCCCCGGCUCUGCCUUGCCUCCUCCAGCCCCUCUGUCACCACCCUUUAGCCUGGCAGAUGAGCAACCCUGCGAUGAGAAGUUCUUGGUACGAACGUGGGCCAGGAGGAGGAAUUCCUGCCGGCAGCUUCAAAGGGGUCCUGCCUGUCCGGCAGCAGCGAGUCUGAUCAGCAUCUGUGUGUGUGUGUGUGUGUGUGAUACUGCGGGCUGUACUUCAGUUCUGUGUAGGUUUACUUGGUUUGGGUCUG
Gymnogyps californianus (California condor) is the source of this 1998-nucleotide messenger RNA. RefSeq names its product solute carrier family 7 member 5 (gene SLC7A5). Gene Ontology annotation, cellular component: membrane. NCBI's taxonomy places the organism in Eukaryota, Metazoa, Chordata, Aves, Accipitriformes, Cathartidae. The record is from RefSeq and is a predicted model, not a curated record. Gene Ontology annotation, molecular function: L-amino acid transmembrane transporter activity; neutral L-amino acid transmembrane transporter activity. Bases 14 to 1609 code for a protein of 531 amino acids. The transcript is spliced from 10 exons. Gene Ontology annotation, biological process: amino acid transmembrane transport; neutral amino acid transport.